This is a messenger RNA of Ceutorhynchus assimilis (cabbage seed weevil), 1143 nucleotides long. Lineage: Eukaryota; Metazoa; Arthropoda; Insecta; Coleoptera; Curculionidae. The record is from the annotation of a GenBank genome assembly.
AUGAAAGCGACAAUAAGAAUUAUGCAAAGAUAUAAAAUUGAGAUAUCCGAAGAAUUGAGAAGAAGCCAAAAUGUCGAGGCUUUGGAAGAGAAAACAGAUGGCAGUUUGAGACUCAUUGAAGAAUCAAUCCAAUCUGUGAAAGAAAUUCUACAACAACGUAAGCAAUCUCUUUUAGUAGAUUCACUAGUUUUAAAUUUGAAAGAAGAUGCAGAAUCAGAACCUAAUAAAUCAGAUACAUUAACUGAUAGAUUUCCUAGGAGUACUCGAGAAUCUGCUGAAAAGGAUAAAAGGUUCGAGGAGCUGGAGGACAAAUGCUUCAAGGAAACGCAUGAACUUCAAGACGAAAUUGAUGAGCUUCAUGCUGAUAAUAAAGCUAAAGCUGAUCACAUUAAGAGGAUUAACAGGAGAACGCAAGAUUUUGAGAAUAUCGCUUGCAACACAGAACAGGAACUUGCAGCUAAAAUUAAUGAUCAAAAAGGAGAAAUACUUCAACUUAAUCAGAAUGUAUCCAAUCUUAUCACUGUUAAUUUGGACUUAGAUAAACAGCUUAAGGAAUGUCGAUUAACUGUCAGUAGACUUGAAGGGGAUCUUGGGGACAUAACUGAAACCAACAAGAAUAUGCUGACCACCAUCCAAGUGCUCUCAGAAGAAAAGAAAUCCUACUUAGAAGAGCUGAAGAGUGCGAAAGUAAACCUACUACAUGCUAAAGAGGAAUUAAAAACAACUAAAUCUAGGUGUGAUAGUUUGGAGAUGAUAGGGCAUCAACAGUCUUUAAUUGGAGCUAGACCCUCAGAAGAUCUUGCAAAGUGUUGUGAACCCACUGCCGCAGAUGACUCAUUUACUCUGAUAAAUGACAACAGUGUGUUGAAAGACUGCAUCACCCUGGAUAAAGAAAUGGAAACUGCGAGACAUCGGGCGAAUGCUUCUUAUUGUGUGCCCAGGAAAUGCAUUGUUUGCGGAGACUCCAGCGCAAGAUCCCUGUCCACGACUAUGUCUAAACUUGUGAAUUCAUCUCACAUGAUAAAAGGGUAUGUUUAUAAUGGACUUAAUAUGAAAAGUCUUGUGGAAAGGAUGUUCUUAUUAUCAUUUGAUUUGACUGAAAAGGAUACAAUUGUUGGAUUAUCCAGAGGCAAGAUUUCAUAA